UACAGUAGCUGUGAUGUGAUGGGCGGUGUCUGUCCAACCCGGUUAGAGGAGGAGAGCUGGUGCCAUUGACUCUGGCUCCACUUUUACGCAUCAGUUGUUCGCGUCAAGGUGUCAAUGCAGAACUCACCUCGGAUCUGGAUUUUAUAUAGAAAACACCAGCAGUGUCUUUACAACACAACUCACUUCUAAGCCACCAUCCAAAGUGAAGCACACACCGGCAGAGUGAGAGUGGAGCAAAGUGGACGCAGAGAGGUUUCCAUCAUGGGAGCGCAUCAUGGAUGGAGCUCAGCGCGUCUCGGGUUCGUCCUCUGUGGAUAUUUUAUAGCGUUUUUUCUGAGAGCUGAAGCUGGAUGCAGGGAGAGAGAGAGCCCAAACUGCUGCACCGGCAGGAACAACGAGUGUUUCGAGUACAGCAAGAGGAAAACGGUGUGUUACUGUGAUACCUACUGCCAGAAAACAGGAGACUGCUGCGAGGACUACCAGAGAGUGUGCCAAAUAUCUGCAGCCAUUGACUGCGUGGUGGGAUCAUGGGGCCCCUGGUCAUCGUGCACAUCUCCAUGCGGAGUUGGCAGCACGGAGAGGAGUCGCCAAGUGUCCGUUCCCCCUAGAAACGGAGGCACGCCCUGCCCGGACCUCAAACAGCGCAGAGGAUGCUUUGGAAACAACGCCAUAUGCAGCACGGCGAAAGAGGUGGCAAAGAUCCUGCCUGAUUCUUUUAAGAGGAACUUCAAGGACCCUUGGAGGCGACCACACAUGCUGAUGAAGGAGGAGAAGCCCAGUUACUGUGUGUACCUGCGGAUGAAACAGGCCAGUGCAGCGUGUAAACUCAAACUGUGGAGCGCUCAGCUGGUGAGAGAGAGGCUGGUCUGUGCAGAGUGUCAGAGCGACGCCAUGUCAAAGUCAGACCGCUGUGGAGGCGACGGCCUAGAGAGCACCAGAACGUUCUGGGCAGCAGCUUCAGUGCCGGGCUGUCACGGCUCCUGGAUGCGAGAGUCGUCCUCCAAGGGCUGCCGGUGUCCUCCCUACUCGUUGCUCUUCGUGUGAGCCGACAUGCAGACACCAGACAUCCGUACGCGGGGACCAGAUUUCCCUCAACGCCUCCCGCUCACUGUGGAGAGCCCUGCCAGCCAAAAAGCCAGACCCCCCCCCUCUCCGAUCCAGACUCCUGGACGGGUAACUCAAGGAGAUCAGCAGCAUCCUGCCACUUUUUCCUUUCACCUCAUACUCUACUGUACUGUAUCCACUAUAUUACUAAGCACACAGAAAUUCUUGCAUUUAACUUCAGAUUUUGCAGCCACGUUAUGUACUUAUCCUCCUCCAAAGCACAGCGACAUCUAUAUACCUUUUUUACCUCUCAAUCUUUGCUAUCUACCUCCAUCAAUGCAAGUGCAUUAGUUAAUGCAUAAUGUAUAAAUAUAUAAAUAUAUAAUUUUGCUUUAUACAUUUUCUACUUUUGAUUGUUUAUGUGUUAUGUACAUGUGUCUAUAUAGCUACACUUACUCGUAUCCAGCAGUUAAAAACACCAAACAGCAGUUGCUGCACCCAGUUCUCUAACUGGUUCAUCCAAAUUGUAUCCUUGAGUCGAUAUAUCUGUGUUUUACAGUGUUGUCCCUAUUAUUACUUCUUCUCAACGAAAACAUUUAUACCAGCAAGUCAAGUUGAAUAUCAGGUAUUGAUUCUCAGGUGCUGAGAUUUGUGUCUUUUUGUCUCCCAUCAAGCGUCCUCUCUCACGUCUGCCUCCUCUGAUGUUUUUAGUAGUUUAAAGUGACUCAUAGCUGAAAAACCAGUCCCAUCUGUUUAGACCGAAUAUUGUUGGAGAGGAAAAAAAGAGCCAUUUAAGAGAAUUUCACUGUGGUUCUCUCUGUCCUCUGUGUCCAUUACUAUGUUUUCUCUCACUCCCUGCCCUGCUACCGUCACAAGGGAGUUUUUAUCAUCCACUAUAACUAUCGCAUACUGCCAUGUUACUCCCAUUUUAUUCAUUAACUCCCCACACCUCCUUGAUCUGCACUUCUUUUUCUUCCCUGCCCUCUACUGACUUUGUGUUUUCUUAAAAAAACAGGAGUUAACUGGCUCAGUACGCCUCCCAGUAUCUCUUGUACUUCUGCUUUAAAGGUCCCAUAUUGUAAAAAGUGAGAUUUUCAGGUCUUUUAUAUUAUGAAGCAGAUUUAAGUGUUUUAUAAAUACUGUUUAACUAUCAAAACGCUCAAUAUACGGAGAAAUA
Molecule: messenger RNA, 2221 nt
Organism: Sebastes umbrosus (honeycomb rockfish)
Lineage: Eukaryota; Metazoa; Chordata; Actinopteri; Perciformes; Sebastidae
Product: somatomedin-B and thrombospondin type-1 domain-containing protein
Exons: 5
Coding region: 262-1044 (260 amino acids)
Source: RefSeq, a predicted model, not a curated record